Lepus europaeus (European hare) is the source of this 903-nucleotide messenger RNA. It is a transcript of the gene SULT1C3, whose product is annotated as sulfotransferase family 1C member 3. Bases 1 to 903 code for a protein of 300 amino acids. Lineage: Eukaryota; Metazoa; Chordata; Mammalia; Lagomorpha; Leporidae. Gene Ontology annotation, molecular function: sulfotransferase activity. Gene Ontology annotation, cellular component: cytoplasm. The transcript is spliced from 7 exons. The record is from RefSeq and is a predicted model, not a curated record. Gene Ontology annotation, biological process: sulfation.
AUGUCCUUGGAGGCAAUGGAAGAUCUCCACCUGGAGGAGCCAGAGACCCAGGAAGUGAACGGAAUCCUCAUGACCAAGAUGAUCAGCGAUAAUUGGGACAAAAUCUGGAAUUUCCAAGCCAGACCUGAUGAUCUCCUCAUUGCAACCUAUGCAAAGGCAGGCACAACCUGGACCCAGGAGAUCGUGGACAUGAUUCAGAAUGACGGCGACGUGCAGAGGUGCCAGCGGGCCAACACCUUCGACCGGCACCCUUUCCUUGAGUGGACUCUGCCUCCGCCCCUCAACUCCGGUCUGGAUCUGGCUAACAAAAUGCCUUCUCCCAGAACUCUGAAGACUCAUUUGCCAGUUCAGAUGCUACCCCCUUCUUUUUGGAAAGAAAAGUCAAAGAUCAUCUAUGUGGCUAGAAAUGCCAAGGACUGUCUGGUGUCCUACUACCAUUUCUCCAGAAUGAAUAAAAUGGUGCCUGACCCUGGCACAUGGGAGGAAUACGUUGAGACAUUCAAAGCUGGAAAAGUGCUGUGGGGCUCCUGGUAUGAUCACGUGAAGGGAUGGUGGAACGCAAAAGACCAGCACCCCAUUCUCUACCUCUUCUACGAGGACAUGAAGGAGGACCCAAAGAGGGAAAUUGAGAAGAUAUUAAAGUUCCUGGAGAAAGAUAUAACAGAGGAAGUUCUGAAUAAAAUCAUCUAUCACACCUCCUUUGAUGUAAUGAAGCAAAACCCGAUGGCCAACUACACUACUCUGCCCGCCAGCAUCAUGGACCACUCCAUCUCCCCUUUUAUGAGGAAAGGGAUGCCUGGAGACUGGAAAAACUAUUUCACUGUGGCCCAAAAUGAAGAGUUUGACAAGGAUUACCAGAAGAAGAUGGAAGGAAGCACCCUGACCUUCCGCAUAGAGAUCUGA